Gastrolobium bilobum is the source of this 645-nucleotide messenger RNA. RefSeq names its product serine/threonine-protein kinase PEPKR2-like. Bases 1 to 645 code for a protein of 214 amino acids. The transcript has 5 exons. The record is from RefSeq and is a predicted model, not a curated record. Gene Ontology annotation, cellular component: nucleus; cytoplasm. Gene Ontology annotation, molecular function: calmodulin binding; calcium-dependent protein serine/threonine kinase activity; calcium/calmodulin-dependent protein kinase activity. Gene Ontology annotation, biological process: peptidyl-serine phosphorylation; protein autophosphorylation; intracellular signal transduction. Lineage: Eukaryota; Viridiplantae; Streptophyta; Magnoliopsida; Fabales; Fabaceae.
AUGGUGGUGGUGGUUGGUGGCGGUGGCGGUAAUGGCUGCCGCAAUGGUAGUGGUGGUCAGGACUUGACGGGUUUGGCUGGGAGCCCUGCAUAUGUUGCACCAGAAGUGUUGUUGGGUAGAUACUCAGAAAAGGCGGAUAUAUGGAGUGCUGGAGUGCUCCUGCAUGCUCUGUUGGUUGGUGUUCUUCCAUUUAAAGGGGAUUCACAAGAAGCAGUUUUUGAGGCUAUUAAGAAUUCCAAGCUAGAUUUCCAAACCGGGAUGUGGGAAUCAAUAUCUAAACCUGCACGAGAUCUUGUUGGGAGAAUGCUGACAAGGGAUAUUUCAGCAAGGAUAACAGCUGAUGAAGUACUUAGACAUCCAUGGAUAUCUUUCUACACAGAACGUACAUUGAAGAUCCUGCCCGUUGAAUCAAAGUUGAAGCACCAAAAUGGAGCUGCUUCCCACAACUUUGUUGCUGCACCUGAACCUAGGUUAGGAAGAAACAGGAUGGAUGAUGGGUUCCUUAAUGAGGGGUCUCGUGAUGUGAUGGCGCUUUUUGGCGCCAUUACGUUGCGAGAAAGCUUCGGGAAUUGUGUCUUGCGGCAAAAAUCGGAUUUUGCACACGUGAUCAACACAAAGAUUGGUGUUGCGUUGGUACUUUACUGA